UCGGCCUUCUUAUCGGGGCCUGCGGUGCAGUCGAGAAGAAUUUGACCCUCCCGGCCUUCUCGUGUUCCAGCAGAGCGGAGAAACCGAGCUACCUACUGUCAGACACAGCAGGCAGUGAAGGCUGGCGACCCACGGGAUGACCUCGCUGCCCGCUGCCCCGGGAGACCUGGAAGAUCUGGGAGAGGCGGGAAGAGCGAUGCCGCGGCGAGUCGACCCGGUGCAUCGCUGGCUCAAGUGGCAGACCUUCUUCCUGAGCGUGUGGGGCUGCUGGCCGCGCGGCAGGUACAAGCUGUACUACGCCUACACGGCGUGCUUCGUGGUCAUCUACGCCAACCACUUCUACUCGUCGCUGUACGGCAUCAGCCGCGUGCUGGGCGACCUGGACAAGGUGCUCACGUUCGCCAACAACUCGUCCAUCACCAUGCCGGCCUGCCUGAUCUUCGCGACGGUCCUCACGCACCGCGGCAACAUCCGGCAGCUGUGCGAGGUGGUCGAGGCGUUCUGCCACCAGCCGGAGGUGGCCAAGCACCUGCACGUCCUGGAGCGGACCCGCAGGAUCAUGCGCAACCUGACGCUCGGCACGCUGCUCAUGGGCGUGCUCGACUCGCUCACGUGGUGCCUCACCGAGCGCAGCGUCACCUCAGUGUUCGCCUACGCCAACCGCACCAACCCCUUGCCCUUCGACCGCUACCUGCCGUUCGAGCCGAGCGCCUCGGCGCCCGCCUUCCACGCCGCCAAGGCGCUGCUCUCCUUCGAGUUCACGCUCAGCGUGUGCACCUUCCUGUCCACCGACAUGGCGUCGCUGGCGCUGCUCGCGUACGCCUCCUCGCAGCUGGAGGUCCUGCUGCGCUGCCUGGCGAGCCUGCGCCAGGACUCGCUGGAGCACGUGGCGGCGCGCCGGCAGGGGCAGGCCCCCGCGGAGCAGGAGGUGCUGACCGAGAUGAGGCGUCGCCUCAAGGUGCUGGUGGACCUGCACCGCUCCGUGCUGCGGUACGUGAACGACCUCCAGAACAUGAUCGGCAUGCUGAUGAUCGUCGUGUUCUUCGCCCUGACGUUCAUGAUCUGCCUGUCGCUCUUCCAGGCUGUGACGAGGGACAUGUCCUUCAGGCAAACAUACAAGUUCGCCUCGGCAUGCAUACACGCCACGGUAGAAGUGUUCAUCUACUGCCGACUGGGGGAGUCGAUCACUUCUAAGAGCGGGGUCGUGGGCACGACGCUGUACUUCACGGACUGGUACGACGAGCCGGACGACCUCAAGAAGGCCUACCUCGUCAUCAUGACGCGCUCGGACCGCGCCGUCGUCGUGCGCGCCAAGCCCUUCUACGACGUCAACAUGGCCACCUUCGUCAGCGUGAUGAACGCGGCCUACACGUACUUCAACCUCAUGAGAGAGUUCAACAAAUAAGAACAUGAACAACACCUGGUGCACUCAAAGCUUCACCGCACCACCAACAGUCACUGCACAAUAACGGCGAGUUCAAGUUUCUUUGUAGGUUUGAAGACGUCUGAUAGUCAUUCAUCAGACAUGUAUGUUGUUUUUAUUACCCGUAGUCACUUUGCAGUAUUUAACUCUUUCUUGCCGAUAAUUAACUCAGCCAUAAGUACAGAAACACGUUGCUUAAUUGCUUAUUCUAUUGCAGCGAGGACACUAAAUGUUUUGCCAAAGAGUCACCGCACCUGUAUAUAUAAUUAUAUAGGUAUAUAUAAUUUAUAUAUAUAGGUAUAUAUUGCUAUUUAUAUGAUU
Messenger RNA from Bacillus rossius redtenbacheri, 1744 nucleotides. Its product is annotated as odorant receptor 22c-like. Bases 137 to 1405 code for a protein of 422 amino acids. Gene Ontology annotation, cellular component: plasma membrane. Gene Ontology annotation, biological process: sensory perception of smell; detection of chemical stimulus involved in sensory perception of smell. NCBI's taxonomy places the organism in Eukaryota, Metazoa, Arthropoda, Insecta, Phasmatodea, Bacillidae. Gene Ontology annotation, molecular function: odorant binding; olfactory receptor activity. The record is from RefSeq and is a predicted model, not a curated record. The transcript is spliced from 8 exons.